UUUACCCCAGGUGUCGAUUUCAAAAUGAAGACCUUGGAGAUAGAUGGCAUUAAAGUACGAAUACAGAUGUGGGACACAGCAGGCCAGGAGAGAUAUCAGACCAUCACUAAGCAGUACUACAGAAGAGCACAGGGCAUUUUUCUGGUGUAUGACAUCACAAGCGAGCGCUCGUUCCAGCACAUCAUGAAGUGGGCCAGUGAUGUAGAUGAGUAUGCCCCUGAGAAAGUGCAGAAGAUACUUGUUGGGAACAAGUCUGAUGAAGAACAGAAGAGACAAGUAGCUACAGAACAGGGAAAUAAGCUUGCCCAGGCUUAUGGAAUGGACUUUUUUGAGACAAGUGCCUUUACCAACCACAACAUUACAGAGUCUUUCACCCGAUUGGCUGAAUUAGUCUUACAAGCCAAUAAGAAGGAUCUUGAUUUGUUGGGAGGAUCCAUGAAUGACCAGUUCAAUCUCGCUGUUUUGGAGGAGCAGGAAGGAUUGUGUAAUGUUAGCGACGGCACCCAUAAGUCCUGUUGGUGCUGAGGACAGGAAGUGACAUGACUACUUUUUUCAGUUGAUUUCCAUAUUUAUGUUACAUUUACAUUUUGAAUAUUAUUUAUUGGAACAUUCUUGUUAAACAGUGUUUGGUGCCUUUAAUGGCAUUAUUUCCUGCUGAUUCUCAUGAAUAUUAUUUAUUAUUCAUUAUUUAUUUUAUAGUUACUAUAAAUUAAGAUGGAACAUUACAGAAUACUUGUAUAUUAAGAAUAUGUUUCAGUUUUUUCGAGAUCAAAAGGGCACUGCAGUGUAAUUGUACAUUAUUUAGUUAUGCUCAUUCAAGCCACACAUUCAGAGUCAGUCAGUUAUAUUCAAUUUUACAAAUAUAAAAAAACAAGUUGAUUAAAGUGUAAGACAACAUUGAUGAAAUGGUUUAUUCAAAGGAAUAGUGCACCCAAAAAUGAAAAUGUGCUGAAUAUUUACUCACCCUCAGGCCAUCCAGUAUGUAGAUGACUUUGUUUCUUCAUCAGAACAAGGAGAAAUUUAGCAUUACUGUUUACUUUUAGCACCACUUGCUGACCAGUGGAUCCUCUGCAGUGAAUGGGUGCCGUCAGAAUGAGAGUCCAAACAGCAGAUAA
Sinocyclocheilus grahami is the source of this 1115-nucleotide messenger RNA. It is a transcript of the gene rab15, whose product is annotated as RAB15, member RAS oncogene family. The annotation marks the transcript as partial. Lineage: Eukaryota; Metazoa; Chordata; Actinopteri; Cypriniformes; Cyprinidae. Gene Ontology annotation, molecular function: GTP binding; GTPase activity. The record is from RefSeq and is a predicted model, not a curated record. The transcript is spliced from 6 exons.